Girardinichthys multiradiatus is the source of this 1600-nucleotide messenger RNA. RefSeq names its product DND microRNA-mediated repression inhibitor 1 (gene dnd1). The transcript has 5 exons. Gene Ontology annotation, molecular function: mRNA binding. The record is from RefSeq and is a predicted model, not a curated record. Bases 214 to 1359 code for a protein of 381 amino acids. Lineage: Eukaryota; Metazoa; Chordata; Actinopteri; Cyprinodontiformes; Goodeidae. Gene Ontology annotation, biological process: negative regulation of miRNA-mediated gene silencing; mRNA stabilization. Gene Ontology annotation, cellular component: cytoplasm; nucleus.
ACUGAAUUGAAUUGAAAUGAAAUGAACUUUGAAUCUAAGACAGACAGUAGGUGGCCAGGGGGCCCACGCGACGUGUUGGCAGUGAAGGCCCCACCGUGUCGUGACCCCACCGAUCAGCAGAAGAGGUGCAGGUGGGAAAUAGAGCUGCAGGUGGGGAUCGUGACGACACGUGGCGUGAUUAUCAACAGGAACGACACCAACACGGCGUAAAAGAUGGAAAACGCGCUGACCCAGGUGCAGAGCAUUGAGCGAUUGGAGGCUCUGGAAGCCUGGCUGAAAACAACCAACACCAAGUUGACCCAGGUUAACGGACAGAGAAAGUACGGGGGACCACCUGAAGUGUGGAAUGGUCCCACCCCAGGCGAACGCUGUGAGGUCUUCAUCAGCCACAUCCCACGGGACACCUAUGAGGACCUGCUCAUCCCCCUGUUCAGCUCUGUGGGUCCUCUCUGGGAGUUCCGCCUCAUGAUGAACUUCAGUGGCCAGAACCGGGGCUUUGCUUAUGCCAAAUAUGGCACACCAGCCCUUGCAACUGACGCCAUCCACAAACUGAACGGCUACAUGCUGGAGCCCAAGUGCCACCUCUGUGUCCGCCACAGCACAGAGAAGAGACACCUUUGUAUUGAAAACCUGCCGGCUGCCACAAAACCAGAAGACCUGAUGAAGGUGCUGCGUCACCUGGCUCAGGGGGUAGAGAGGGUGUCUCUGAAGACCGGGCCCGGGAUAGAGGGGGUCUCUGCCAUUGUUGCCUUCUCAUCCCAUUAUACUGCGUCUAUGGCCAAGAGGGAUCUUGUGGCAGAUUUCAGGAAACAAUAUUCCAUGGAGAUCUCCAUCAGGUGGGAGCCAGGAGAGAGCCCAAGCACAAACCAGACACAGUGUUCUCAGCAAGCUCCAAAGAUUCAGCCGCAGCCAUGCAACAUGCCCUGUGGCCAGGCUGUCUCACACGCUUUAGCCCCGCCUCAGCGCCUCCCCGUUCCUCCACCCAUGUCCCAGGGGUUUUGCAGAGCAGUGGGGCAACCAGUUGCCCCCCUGCGUCCACAUGCGAGUUACCCCCACUCCUCCUCUUCCCAUUCUCAGCGACACAUGGUGUGUGCAGUGUCACCGGUGGUCCUCCUCCAUAAGGUAUGUGAGGCGAACGGGUUUGGCCAACCGUUCUAUGAGCUACACUACAGUUUGACCAGACCAGAUGGGUUUGUAAGUUUUACCUACAAGGUGCUUAUCCCUGGGAUCAGCACAACCUUCAAAGGGAAGGUCAUGGUCCUGCCAGGACCCAACGUCAUAGCUACGUACAAGGAGGCUGAGAGGGCUGCUGCCCAGCAGCUGCUGGUGAAGGUGUUCAGCAACCAGUUGGCUGUCUGAGCAGUCCAGUUGAUUCCAGCUGCAACAUUCCUGUUUGAUAUCUUUGUUUUACUAAAAAAAAAAAAAGGGGUUUAAUUCUAUGUACUUUUGUUCUUUUCUGCAUGUUUUUAAUAGUGUUACUUGACUUGUGUCCAGUUUGAACAUAAGAAGUUUGUUAUUUGCAUGUUUUUUAUUCUUGCUGUUUUCUGAGUUCCUCAUUUGUAAUUAAAAUGAGAUUUGCUAAAAAAAACCAAAAAAAAAA